AAGCAAACGCGCGUUGUGAUUGGCUAACUGUUGGUCCGGCCCCUCCCCGCGCGGACAUUUGAAAACGGCUUUGUGGAGAAAGAGAGAGUAUCCGACGAAGAAAAAAAAGAAAACAUAUACAGACAUGGCUCCCAGGAAAAGGACGACCAAGCAACGGAAGAACAACCCCAAAACGGCCAAGCUCGAGGCUUUUCUGGAAGACUUCGACAGCGAAGUGAAGACCAGAGUUGGACAAAUGAAAGAGAAGAUCAACCAGCUGCUCAAAGAUGUUGACAACAGCUACAACAUGGCCAUAAUUAAGCUCCCCAAGGCUGUCAGACAAAUGACCUGGUUGGAGCAUUUCAUGUCUGAGAAACCAAAGUCUCCAGAAGUGGAUAAUAUAAAGAGAGAAGAGGAAGCUGCUAUUGUUGAAAGCGUUGUGGCCGAGGACCACGCAGUCCUUCUGAAAUCAGUCAAGAAAACAUCAAAGAAAAAAGCUGGAGCCAAAUCCAGUUCAGGGGAUGAAAACACCCCGAGUACAACACGGAAGGGGAAAGCAACCAGGAAACCUCCAACGACAUCAAAAAGAGCGAAGGCGCUGACAGUCAGCAAGCAGAACACCUCCGUCAGACGAUCAAGCAGGAAGGCAAUGGUGACUCCUGCCAGGAGUAUGAUGGACUCUUCUAUGAUGAUGGGCCCCACUCCCCUCAUCACCCCGCGCUUCGACCCAAGGCUUCCUAAGACCCCCGCUGUGAGGAUUCCCCGCCACAAAGAGAGAGUUUAUAGCAUUUCCGUCAACGGCUCUCCCAUCGCAGCAGGAAAUGAGGACAUCGUCAUCAACGUCCCAAUCGGCAACGGAGAGAGCGUCCAGCUAUUGGCCAGUCAGAUGGACUCAGUGGACCUGUCUCUGCUGGAUGAAACCGCUCUGAGGAGCAUUCGGCUGCUGCAGAACCGUCUCACAACCCUGUGUGGAACAGCAGAGUGACCUAACCGUCUGCUGUCGACUUGUACAUUACUUUUAAAAAAAUGUUCUCUUUAUUUCAAAGCUUUGCGUCCCCUGUGGUAUGGUGUGCUGUUUUUUUGCUUAUAGGUGAGAUAGACGUGGGUUCACAUGUUUUUAUUUUACCAAUUUAUUGAUUUCCAGUCUUUUAUGGCCAGUCAGACAUGUAAAGUUUGGAUUUUAUUUGUCCUGCAAGCCUUGUAAGACAGUUAACUCUGCAAAAAUGAUAUACUGUUCAUUCUUUGAUUUGUAAGUACACUCUAAUCUUACAUUUUUAAUUGACUUUCAUUUUGUCAUUAUUGAUGCACAAUCCUCCAUGUACAUAGAUCACUCUUUGUCUGCAAAACUGAUAAAUGAUAUUAGCCCAGAGCUCUACAUGUGUGUGAAAUGGUUUAUUUGGGACUGCAAAAUGUUGGUUGAUAAAGAGCGUUGGUGGGUUGCUUUACCACAAAUCCAGCCACAAUGCUUUAAAAAUGAUGCAAUAAUAAUGUUUUGGUGGAAUUUACAGACUGUCUUCACCAAGCUGUACCUUUGCAUGGUGUCCAAUAGGUGGCAGCAUUUCUCCAUAGAGGUUUUACUUGUCUGGCUCAGCCAGAGCUCCUGUUGUAACAUGUCCUCAGUAUUAAAGCUGUGGACAUAAGACCAAAAUAUUCAAGCAAAACCCGUUUCAAUU
Messenger RNA from Anoplopoma fimbria (sablefish), 1652 nucleotides. It is a transcript of the gene cdca8, whose product is annotated as cell division cycle associated 8. The record is from RefSeq and is a predicted model, not a curated record. Gene Ontology annotation, biological process: mitotic sister chromatid segregation. Bases 125 to 964 code for a protein of 279 amino acids. NCBI's taxonomy places the organism in Eukaryota, Metazoa, Chordata, Actinopteri, Perciformes, Anoplopomatidae. The transcript has 11 exons. Gene Ontology annotation, cellular component: chromosome, centromeric region; chromosome passenger complex; spindle midzone.